AAUAAAAAAAUUGUGGAAUAGGUCUACAGGAAUUUCUUAUUUACGUUUAUUUUCUCUUGUCCAAACAGUACAUUUUUUUCUCAUCAAGUCUACGUGAAGCAUUUUUCUUAGUGGACGGAACAUUUCACAUUCUGCUUUUUAUGAAGGACACAAGAAACAGUGCCUCUAUUGUGCUAUUUUGUUCCAGUACUUGCAAUAAAGAAUAGCUUUGAAGAUGUCAAACAGUGAUUGGCCAAUCACUGCUGUUACUGUGGUGACAGAUCCCUCAAAGUGCCCUGCGGGAUUCACAAUUAUUGACAAAACAUAUGACAAGAGGGAUGAUGCAGACUUGUGGAGGGAUGGGUACUUUGGGAAGCGUAUCUGUCGCUAUAUGUGUGUGGAGAGAUCUGCCCCCUCUGUAGGUAAAGAUGUACUGGUUGAUGUAGCUGUGAUCAAUGAAAGGGAUCCUAUUCCUGCUGGCUUUACCUGUAUAGACUUCACCAGUGACACACGUGAGAAGGCUAUGAAGAAGAAAAUGCUGUGUGUGAGAUACAUGUCCAGCACUCUUACUAAUGAUGCUAUCGCCGAGCUAAUCAUCCUGUCUAAGGGUGUGCGUCGUCCUCCCAACGGUUACAACCUUGUAGGAGAGUUAAACAACUUGGCACUUUGUUUCAAGAUGGCCAGUUUUCGAUCUCCUACAACUGAAUCCCAACAGAACAAUGUAGCUCAGCCCUACUCACCGAACUACACAACAGAAGCUCCCCUCAAUAACAUGGCGAAUAUUGGAACAACUCUACCGUAUGCCAUCAACCCUACAGGGAACCAUGCUAGACCAGGGCUGGACAGGACCAACAGUUUAGCUGGUAUAGGCAGUAAUCACCAAGAAAACCAUGUGCUCCAUGGUUCCCAGCAAGUGGUACAAGGACCUAACCCCAUGCUGUGUACCACCCUUGCUUUAAGUCACCAGUUACAAGCUUUGUCUGGUGUGCCCUGGCAGAUAAACCCACGAUACACAGAAAUGACCAGGCUACAGGAUAUAAUGAUUCCACAGAUUGGAUACAAGUCGAUCAUGGAUAUUGAAAAUGAGUACUCCUAUUCAUUCAACAUAGAGAGAUCAGUGUCCACGAAUGCCUGCAACUAUGAGUGAUGUAAAGGUCAGAGGUCAGAACUGCCUGACAGUCACAAUAGAACAUGAAGAGAAAAUUGUAUACAUUGGUACUGGGCUGGGUGAUCGUUUGUACACAGGAGUAGGUGAUUAUGAGCUCGGGAAAUAUUGGAAGACUUAGCCAUUUGCUUCAACCAAGAGUUCUGCUACAUUUUAAGGGAAUAAAGACAAACAUUUGGCUUGUAUCAUGUGGUAGCAUGUAAGUAGACAAAGGAAAUCAUUCAUGCUUGGAAAAGUAGUUAACAACAUGUGUUGUCUCCCCUGAUGCCUAGGGAUUCAAAGAUUGUUCUGUCUGUUAGUUGUCACUGUUCUUGUGAGAGAUGGACAUUUUGCCUGGAUACUGCCCAAAUGUCAGAUGGACAAUUUUCCUGGACAUUUGAAUGAGCACUGCCCAAAUGUCAGAUGGACACUUCCCUGAAUAUUUUAAUGACUACUGUCCAAGUGUCAGAUGGACACUAGCCUGAUUUCUGGACAGUCUCAGAUGGACACUAGCCUGAUUUUUGGACAGUCUCAGAUGGACACUUGCCUAAUUUCUGGACAGUCUCAGAUGGACACUUGCCUGAUUUCUGGACAGUCUCAGAUGGACACUAGCCUGAUUUCUGGACAGUGUCAGAUGGACACUUGGCUGAUUUCUGGACAGUGUCAGAUGGACACUAGCCUGAUUUCUGGAGAACUCUUGGCUAUGUUUAAAUUGACACUGGCCAGGUUUCUGGAUGACACUAAGGUUUAAGUCGGUGAAUGGACACUUCUGGUAUUCAGAUGACAUCAAAGUUUCCAGUCUGUCCAAGUAUCCAAGAGACAUGCAGACUUUCAAUGUUCAAUGAUGAUUUGUGUGUUGAUAAUACAUGUACAUCAUUUUGACAACUUCUCCAUUACAUAAAAAUGUCAUGUUGCCCCACCCUUCCACAAAAAAUAUGUCGGUAAGAUUGUUAUUUUGAUAGAAAUGUUACGGUUGAUGAUAACCUAGUCAGGUCCAUACAACAUUGUAUAGACACUGGCUUUGAGGUACUUUAAUUUACUUUGAUAAUCAUUAAUUGCAUAAAUAUCUAACAAAGAAUUUCACCACUAGUAAUUAAAGUCUAUAAAUAACUAACAUUUCAACAGGAUUGGAUGAAGACAUGAAACACAAUAUGUUUGUAUGUUUUAGAUAAAAUCAGUCUGGGGAUCAGAAUGUAUACUCCUUGAGGCACUGAUCCCAUAUAGGGUUUAGUACUCCAUACCUACACAUGUUAGACUUUUUAACCCCGACAUAUUAGACUUUAUUAACUCCUGACAUGUUAGACUUUAUUAACCCCCGACAUAUUAGACUUUAUUAACCCCCGACAUAUUAGACUUUAUUAACCCCCGACAUAUUAGACUUUAUUAACCCCCCGACAUGUUAGACUUUAUUAACUCCGACAUAUUAGACUUUAUUAACUCCCGACAUGUUAGACUUUAUUAACCCCCGACAUAUUAGACUUUAUUAACCCCCGACAUAUUAGACUUUAUUAACCCCGACAUAUUAGACUUUAUUAACUCCCGACAUGUUAGACUUUAUUAACCCCCGACAUAUUAGACUUUAUUAACCCCCGACAUAUUAGACUUUAUUAACCCUGACAUAUUAGACUUUAUUAACUCCCGACAUGUUGGACUUUAUUAACCCCCGACAUAUUAGACUUAAUUAACUCCCGACAUGUUAGACUUUAUUAACUCCCGACAUGUUAGACUUUAUUAACCCCCGACAUAUUAGACUUUAUUAACCCCCGACAUAUUAGACUUUAUUAACUCCCGACAUAUUAGACUUUAUUAACCCCCGACAUAUUAGACUUUAUUAACCCCCGACAUGUUAGACUUUAUAACCCCCGACAUGUUAGACUUUAUUAACCCCCGACAUGUUAUACUUUAUUAACUCCCGACAUAUUAGACUUUAUUAAUCCCCGACAUAUUAGACUUAAUUAACCCCCGACAUGUUAGACUUUAUUAACCCCCGACAUGUUAUACUUUAUUAACUCCCGACAUGUUAGACUUUAUUAACCCCCGACAUAUUAGACUUUAUUAACUCCCGACAUAUUAGACUUUAUUAAUCCCCGACAUAUUAGACUUAAUUAACCCCCGACAUGUUAGACUUUAUUAACCCCCGACAUGUUAUACUUUAUUAACCCCCGACAUGUUAGACUUUAUUAACUCCCGACAUAUUAGACUUUAUUAACCCCCGACAUAUUAGACUUUAUUAACCCCUAACAUAUUAGACUUUAUUAACCCCCGACAUAUUAGACUUUAUUAACUCCCGACAUGUUAGACUUUAUUAACCCCCGACAUGUUAGACUUUAUUAACCCCCGACAUGUUAGACUUUAUUAACCCCGACAUAUUAGACUUUAUUAACUCCCGACAUAGACUUUAUUAACCCCGACAUGUUGUCCUCAGUAUCGAUAAGUAUCCUACAUGGUACAGUGUAGUGUAUUUUGAGUCAUACAGUGUAUUCGAGAUAUCAAUACACUUUAUGUUUUGAAGAUCCAUUAAUAAUAUCAUUGAUAAAUUCUUGACAAAUUUGAAAAGCAGAAAAUAAACAUUCUUAUAGUGUAUGUAUACAACUCUAUGACUCAUGCCCUAUAUAUACCGGUAAAUCUUUUUCAUACAAUGCUUACACCAGUAUAUGAGAGUUUACUCUGAAUGAUGUUUGUCACACGUUAACGAAGUAUUAAAGUUAGUAUUAGGAUUUAUUAUUGAUUAAUAUCUAGUUAAUUACAUUCAUACGUCUUUUCCGACAUAGCAUUAUUGCGACCAAAGUCAACCAAUAUUGAUAAAAUUACCCCAACUUGGCCAAUAUCACUUGCAUACCAUUUCCAGAUAUCAGACUAUUGUUUCCUUUGAUUGACAAAUUCCAUUUUUCACAAAAUUGUUAGUAAAAUAUCUGUACACAGAGAGAUGGGUACAUAUGUAGAUCUAGGUACAAGUUCCUAUGAUAUCUUAUCUAAAUGAUUCUAAUCUUUUACUUCAGUAUAUAAAUAUACUGUUUGGAUGAUCUCGGCUGCUAACUUUAAGUGGAUAUACCAGAUAGAAUAAUUCACUGUAGUUUAUAUCUAUCACAAUUGUAAUGAACUUUUUAUCUUGCUAGGACAACUUGGUUUGGUGGGAAAUAUAAAGUAAUACUAGUGAAAUUAAAAGAAGAAGAAAAAUGAUAGUUCAUUUCAUGAUUUAAGCUUAUUUGAAGUUUAUGUAACUAAAUAAAAACAAAGACAUAAACUUCAAACUUUUGUGAUCAUAGUGUCAGUUUUGUGAUCAUAGUGUCAGUUUUGUGAUCAUAGUGUCAGUUUUGCAGUAUUCAAGAUAAAAACAAUGUGCUUUGCUUAAAUUGUGAUUUUCAACUAGACAUUGUAUAACAAUAACUAGAUGUGCAACAUUGUCUUGUGAAAAUAGGAUUUCCCCCAGAUGUAGUGAUAUAAAUUGAGAAAUUAAAUCUGUUAACAACACUAUGCUUGUAAAUGCUUGUAGGGACGCUUCAGUUUAGUCAGCGACAAUGAAAGUAGACAGGAUGUGUGGAUGAAAGCUUGGUGUUUUCUAUUGUUUGAGGUUUUAUUUCAUGAAAGAAGAUGUUUUUAGUGUUAUUUAUUCAUAUGUUAACAAAUAAAAAGGAUAUUCUUGAC
Pecten maximus is the source of this 4768-nucleotide messenger RNA. RefSeq names its product multivesicular body subunit 12B-like. The transcript has 12 exons. The coding region runs from base 215 to 1126 and encodes 303 amino acids. Lineage: Eukaryota; Metazoa; Mollusca; Bivalvia; Pectinida; Pectinidae. The record is from RefSeq and is a predicted model, not a curated record. Gene Ontology annotation, cellular component: ESCRT I complex; late endosome. Gene Ontology annotation, biological process: viral budding; regulation of epidermal growth factor receptor signaling pathway; virus maturation.